Molecule: messenger RNA, 2860 nt
Organism: Pteropus alecto (black flying fox)
Lineage: Eukaryota; Metazoa; Chordata; Mammalia; Chiroptera; Pteropodidae
Product: protein transport protein Sec16B
Exons: 24
Coding region: 1-2805 (934 amino acids)
Biological process (GO): Golgi organization; autophagy; COPII vesicle coat assembly
Cellular component (GO): endoplasmic reticulum exit site; ER to Golgi transport vesicle membrane
Source: RefSeq, a predicted model, not a curated record
AUGGCAGCUAUUACUACCAUGGACGUCCGCAGCAGCUACCGGAAGAAAGAGGGUGCAGUGCCAAGGCAAGCGAGUCCUUAUAUCUGGCAUGAAGAUUGUCGCGAUCAAAAGUCCAUCAGUGACCAUCAUCGUGAAAACCAGCACAGUACUUUUGGAACGAAUCAUGAGACCCAGUUCCGAUCGCAGAGUGAGAAGCCUUAUAAAGACAGCCUCGCCUCUAACUCUGGACAGGAGAGGCCUGGGGACCUGCUCCCAGAGAGUCUGCUAACUGGGGCCCAGAGGAAUAAGCCGGCACUGACCAAUGAGUCCAACCUUCUCCAGCAGCACGAGUCUGGUCUCAGCUCCAGCAGCUGCGAGCUCAGUCAGUACAUGGCGGACGCCUCUGAGCUGUACCACCCCACGGCCGCAGCAGCUUGGAGUCCCGUGCAGGCCGAGGCUGUCUCGGCGGCUGGUCCCAAGGCGCCCAUGAAGUUCUACAUCCCUCAUGUGCCUGUGAGUUUUGGGCCAGGAGGCCAGCUGGUGUGCGUGGGUUCCGGCUCGCUCAGUGAUGGGCAAACAGCCCUUGUUGAACUGCACAGCAUGGAGGUUAUUCUUAAUGAUUCUGAGGAACAAGAAGAGAUGAGAACUUUCUCAGGACCCCUGAUCGGGGAGAACGUACACAAGGUGGACAUCAUGACGUUUUGCCAGCAGAAAGCCAUUCAGAGUCGCAGAUCUGAGACACCAGGGAGCAGAGACUCGGCUCUGCUGUGGCAGCUGUUGGUUCUCCUGUGUCGGCAGAACGGGUCCAUGGUGGGGUCAGACAUUGCGGAGCUGCUGAUGCAAGACUGCAGGAAGCUGGAGAAGUACAGCAGGCAGCCGCCUGUGGCCAACCUCAUCACCCUCACCGAUGACGACUGGCCAGUGCUCAGCUCGGGGGCCCCCAACCUGCUCACCGGGGAGAGUCCCCCCAGCGUGGAGACGCCGGCGCAGAUCGUGGAGAAAUUCACCAAACUGCUCUACUAUGGAAGGAAGAAGGAAGCCUUGGAGUGGGCCAUGAAGAACCACCUGUGGGGUCAUGCUUUGUUCCUGUCCAGCAAGAUGGACCCAAGGACCUACAGCUGGGUUAUGAGUAGCUUCACCAGCACGCUGGCGCUCAACGACCCGCUGCAGACCCUCUUCCAGCUCAUGUCGGGGAGGACCCCACAAGCAGCCACGUGUUGUGGGGACAAGCAGUGGGGAGACUGGAGGCCUCACCUGGCAGUGAUUCUGUCAAAUCAGGGUGGGGACCCGGAGCUGCAUCAGCGCACAAUCGUCACCAUGGGGGACACCCUGGCGGGGAAAGGGCUGGUGGAGGCAGCUCACUUCUGCUACCUCAUGGCUCACGUGCCCUUUGGCCACUACACGGUGAAGACGGACCACCUGGCCCUGCUGGGCAGUAGCCACAGUCAAGCGUUUCUGAAAUUCGCAACAACCGAGGCUAUCCAGAGGACGGAAAUCUUCGAGUUCUGUCAGACGCUGGGCCGCCCCCAGUCCUUCAUCCCUUCUUUCCAGGUUUAUAAGCUCCUUUAUGCUGCCCGGCUGGCGGAUUACGGCCUUGCGUCCCAGGCCUUGCAUUACUGCGAAGCCAUCGGCACGGCCCUACACAGCCAGGGAGAGAGCGGUCACCCUGUGCUGCUGGCGGAACUCAUCAAGCUGGCAGAGAGGCUGAAGCUGUCGGAUCCUCUGGUGCUGGAGAGACGCCGGGGAGACGCGGACCAGGAGCCAGCGUGGCUUCUGCGCCUCCGGAGGCAGCGCCAGGAGCUGGAGCAAAAGGUAGCAGGAAAUACUGGGGAUCCCUGGUCUGCUCACUCCGAUGUUUCGGGAGCCAGAGGAACAACAGAAAACACUUCCUAUCAGGAUCUUUCAAGACAUCAAGGUGACUCAGAAACCCGUGGGGACUGCUCAGCCCCGUGGCCAGCAGCAGAGCAGAUAAGGCCUGCCGGACCCAGCCCACAGCAGCCUUUUCAUGUCCAGCUGGGCUCCUACCCAGCGGGAGGAGGUUCAGGGCAGAUGGGGGUCCCGGUGCCUCUUUACUCGGUUCCCGAGACCCAUCUGCCCGGGACAGGUGGCGGCAUAGCAGUGACAGAGGCCCCUGGAGGAAUGGCCUGGGAGGGAACCCAGCAGACACACCCGCCCCCUGGUGAAGACGCAGAAUCUCAAGAAACCGUCCAGCGUCCUGAUGGUCAAAUGGCCGCUUCCACGCCGCAGGUGCCACCGAUUCCCCAAGCACACAGUCCUUCUGAGGGUUCCACUGCUUUGGUCAAGGAGGAUGAGGGGGAGUCCUCCGAUGAGGCAGAUGAAAAGUCUUCCCAAAACACUACACAGGGAGAAAAGAGGUCAGGGUUUGGCUGGUUCAGCUGGUUUCGCUCGAAGCCCCCCGACAAGGUGCCCCCCUCCGGAGACGAGGACUCCCCCGACGGCCCCGACUCUGAGACCCGCAGAGGGUCUGCGCCCCGCCGGGCUAGCCCAGGCCUCUCACUGACACCUCUCCCACAGCCCCAGCCUCUACCGGCGACCGGCACCUUCUCCACGGGUACAGGUAGGGGUGAUGUCCGAAGACCAGCGUCCAGUUGGGGAACAGCCGAGGGCACUGGGAGUGGAGGCUUAUCUGGGCCUGAGGGUGUCUCCUCUGAGCUCUACUUCAGCCCUGGCGUUCUGCUUCCUCCACCCCCCAUGAAAGGGGCUGUUCCUCUCUACAACCCAGCUCAGGUCCCCCAGCUCCCCGUGACCACUAGCCUGACCCGGCCGAAUCGCCUGGCUCAGCGCCGCUAUCCCACCCAGCCGUGAGGAGGACGGCCACCCACCCCCACGUUUAUGUCACUCUCCUUUAUCAGUCUCCCAG